Etheostoma cragini (Arkansas darter) is the source of this 4692-nucleotide messenger RNA. It is a transcript of the gene fam131bb, whose product is annotated as family with sequence similarity 131 member Bb. The transcript has 9 exons. The record is from RefSeq and is a predicted model, not a curated record. NCBI's taxonomy places the organism in Eukaryota, Metazoa, Chordata, Actinopteri, Perciformes, Percidae. The coding region runs from base 154 to 1527 and encodes 457 amino acids.
GCGCAGGAGGGAGAGAGAAAAAGAGAGAGCACAGGAAAGCAAGAAAAAGAAGCUAGAGCCGAGAGAAAGAGAGAGUCGCAGGCAGAAGAGGGAGAAUGCGCGGUGCCUGGAUAACACUUCCACGCUUGUAUCCAGGGCCUUUGUGAAUACACCAUGGGAUGCAUCGGCUCCAGGACACUGACGGGAGAUGGCGUGCCAGUCCAGAAGGAUGGGGAGCAGCAUGGACGUUCAGAAUUUUCAUGGGAAGGAAUCAAUCUGUCUAUGGAAGACACCACGUCAAUUCUGCCAAAGCUCAAGAGGAACUCAAAUGCUUACGGCAUCGGGGCUCUGGCUAAUGCUUCUCUGUCAGGUGUGUCAGGUGUGAGCCGCACUAUGAAGGAGAGAGUGACCAAGCCCACAGCCAUGGCCCAGGGUCGUGUUGCUCACAUGAUUGAAUGGCAAAACUGGGGCAUGAGUACGGUGGGUCCAGGGGGCGUCCCCCUGCCCCGCAUCACUACCCAGGAGCGGGAAAAGGAGCGGCGGCUGGAGAGCGACGCCUACAGUGACCUUAGUGACGGAGAGAAGGAGGCUCGAUUCACUGCAGGUAUCCUGCAGCAGUUUGCGAUCUCAGAGGCCACACUCAUGGCCUGGGGAUCGUUGGAUGGAGAUAGCCGGUCGGGCUCAAACCAGGGCAGUGUGGCUCAUCUGAGCGAGAUCAACCAGGAGAGCAUCACCAGUCGAGAUCAGAUAUUGCACCACUCCUCACCAGAGGUGUGGCCUCACACAUAUGUCUCCCAGGGCCACUACUGCCUCUCCUCCUCUGAUGCCUGGGAGCCAAUCAGCAACGAUCCCUCUGGCGUGGCGUCUCCACCUGCUGGCUCCUACGUUAUGGGGACUGAUGGCUAUGAUGGGCAGGCAGCAGCUCACUUUCUGUCGCAGCAACAGCAGCAGCAGUACACUCUCCAACAGCAGAAUCAACUACAACAGCUGCAGCAGAUCCAUCAGAUCCAGCAUUACCAGCAACAGCAGCUUCUGCAGUAUCAGCAACAACAGUCGCUGGAGCAAAGGCUGCACAGUGCCAACCACUCUUUGCAAGCGACGCCCAACAGCACCAUCCACAGCCUGGUCCAUCCCGUUCACCCACCAUUGGUCGAUCUGUGGAACACGGGGCAGAUGGAGGCCUAUCAGACAGACGCUGGAAGCUACAUGGGUGUGGCGGCGAUGGUGGAGCCCAGCCUCUGUGUUCCUUCUGGAGAUGACAUGGGAACGGAACACUCCCCGCUACUGGAGCAGCAGGAGGAGGAGGAGGAGGAGGAGGAGGAGGUUGUCAAGGAGGAAGAGAUAACAAUGUGCAUGGAGCCAGAGUUGGCCUCGUUGACUCCGCCCACGCAACAAGGGGAUGCCUCUGGUGGCAGUAGUCCGGGGCAACCGCCGGCAGAGCCAAUCACAGAGAGGAAGUCCUCCGAUGUCACCUCCAGCCUCAUUCAGAGGCUAGAGAAGGAAGAGGAGGAAGGGCAGGGGCCAGCUGCUUCUAUGGCAACCAACUGAGUACCUGGCUUGUCAAGAGACAAUUAUAAACUGACCUGGGAGUCAGCAAGGAAUGAGCGUAAUAAUACAAUAUAUAUCCAUUAAUCUGUUCCUUUUCAGGUAUCAAAAACAACUUUUUGGUUGCGAGAUGAAUUCUUCAGAAUGGUAAGAAACAGAUCUGGAGGUGGACUCAAAUGAGACAAGAGCUGAUGCAACAAAGGACACCUAUUUCUUUGUAAGCCUUACAUCCCAAAGGUAAUUGAAGAGAGGACGGUGGAGAAACUGAAGAGGAGGAGGCUAAGAAGGAGGAGGAGCACUAACUGAAUGAGUAAUUUUCAUCAGGAUAAUGAAACCACGUUGAGAUGAAGAGGAAGGGAAAGAAAACAUGCAUGCUUUUUAUGAAGACAAACAAUUCGACCCUGUCAUCGUCUUAUAACAAUAAUAACAAUGAUGAAAAAUCUACAAUAAUAACACAUUAUAAUAAGAAUAAUUUUGUAAUAAAGCAAAAAACAAAAACAAAUCUAUGUAUAAGUGUAUGAUAAGAUAUAAUAGUUUUCCUAUGGGAGAACUAAUCUGUUUACAGCUGUUACUCAACAUAUUAGUGUUUAAUCAAAUUCAUUUCCCUGUUGCAUCCAACACAUUGUACACAUGUGUAAUAAAAAUAAGGUUCAGAAAAUGUCAGCAUUUCAGUGAAAUGCAGAUUAACCAUCUAAAAUAAAUUCUUCUAUGAUGUUGUGGCACCAGGAUGCCCGAGGCACAACCCAGGGACAGGCCUGUCCUGCUGACUGCACUCAUUAAACUGCACAGAUAAGGAUUGUACUGUAAGAUAGUGGGCUUCCUACGGUCUCUCUGUAUGCAUGUUUCUUCAGAGCACUAUGGAGUACUUGUACUAUAGAGCACUGUAUAGACUUUGCACUGAUCCUUAGUAUCCCAGGUGGGGCCACAGUGGGCCCGCAGUGAGUUUCAUUACAGAGAAAUAAAGACAGAGCAGUAUAAGCAAGUCUCUUUUGCACUGAUGCAAUCCAACAGAUCAGAGGUUGCCUUUGGACUGUUGACGGUAGCCAGUUCCAACUCUGACAACCAAAACCGAGCCACUUGACAACACAAACCCUCAGCUGCUUUUCUUUUUUCUCCAUAGACCUAGUCACUACAAAACGAGGAUGCUAACUACUAUUUGAAUGUACUGGAAGACAGACAGCAGUACAUAAGUACAUUUUAUUUGUUAUUUCUCCUCACGGUCCACAUGGGAAAGAGUCAAAUGCUUUCUUAAGAAACAAAGAUAAGUCUUUUUAACAUGUGGGAGGGAGCUGUUGAAAAUGGAUUCACUCCUGGCUCUACCAGCCCCCCCCCAACACAAACACACACACACACACACACACACACACACACACACACACACAUAAAAUCUAAAUUGUAACCAGCAACAGGCAGACAAAACACUGGCAUCCCAACAGACCAGUGUCAGCUCUGUCGUAUCGAUGUAAAUAGUCUGAGUAUAUAAAAAUUGCCUCUCACUUACAGUCAAAACUGUUCUAGUACAGUAUGAUUUCUUUAUUUUUUUACACCUCUCAGUCCCACUUUAUUUCGGGAUUGCGCUCAAGCUUACAAUUUAGGCGUGAAUUUAGUUUUAAAAUGAAACCGAGGAAUGUUUGUUUUGAGCAAUCACUUAAACUAGAGCGUUUUAUCCGGUGAAUUCAUCAGUCAGGGAAUCAAAGACGAGCAGUAGUGGUAGUUUUUCUCUGACGGGGAGUACUUUCUCCUCUGACUUUGAUGAUUGUGUGAGAAACUUUUAAGAUAAACAAAAGAAACAUUCGGUUUAUUGACUUGAAUGAAUUUAUUUAUUGAUUGAUUGCUUCUUUAUGCAAUGUUGGGGACAAUGUUUAUUUUUCUACUGACUUGUUAAACCCCUUCCAGUAGAAGUUAGAAUAGUGGUCAUGGUUGUAAAGCCAUCUUGUUUUGGUCUAGUUUUGAGCACUUUGCACCAAGAAACACAAACAUGGUUAAAAGAUUAGAGAUGGAUAGUUUGGCAGCUCUCAAUUAUAAACAAAUCUAUCAUCAUUUUUGUUUCACUACAAGAAUCCCUGUUUAAUAACUCAUGAAAACAAGGGCUCAAAACUGCAAACAGAAUGUCUUUACACAGUGGCACAUAUUCAUUUAUUUAUUGAACAAUUACUUGGUGGGGAGGAGUGAUGUGACAGCUUGCACGGAGUCUAUCAUUUCAUGUAGGUACCAACCCUUGUGGGAGCAGUAUCUUUUUUUAUGAGUCAGUUUUAAAGACAUCAUGUGGUGGAAAGACUAUAGCUUUAGAUUUGUUGAUGGUAUAAAUUGCUAAACUAAUUUGGGUUUGACUAUUUUCACAAAAAAAAAAAAAAGAGAACGAUAUUAGUUUGUUUGAAAUGGACUUGAUAAAAAGACACUGCUCUUGGGUUAUUUUUUGCUUUUUUUGUUUGUUUAUCAAAAUCUCAAUGAAUGAAUAAACUAACAAGAAGCCAAAUAUAUGAUGUAGAUGUUAAGGUAUACUGAUCACAUCUUUGUUAACUGACUGGUUUGCAAUUGAGUUCCUCUUUUUGUAUAAUUCAACUGCCAUCAUUCAAAGAGUUACAGUAACUUUUCUGCAGGCAUGACGCUCAAAAUCUGCUUCUGAUUCUCUGCCUUUCUCCUUCUCUCUCUUUGUAUCUGUUCUGUGUAUUUGUGUCUGUCUGUAUGUCUGUCUGUCAGUGUACAGUAAGUUGUCUCUUUGGAAGAAUCACUGCCUGGAAAAAAAGAAAUAAUUUUACAUCAACCAAACGGGAUUUGAAGGCAAUCAGAGAAGUAACUUAGAUAUGAUUUGAAAAUGUGUGGCAAAAAAGUAACCGCUGUUAAACAAUGCUGUUAAAAAAUUGGAUGGCUUCUGUAAAAAUCUGUAUAGAAUUGGCUUUAUUUGUCUGAAAUGAGGCAGUUUGACUUGUGAUACCAGUGUGUACACUCACACCUAUGCAUGCUUGUUGGACGGUUGUCACAUGACGGUUCUUCCACGUGGUCCCCCCCUCUCUCUCCUCUUCUGUCAACAACUCUGUUUCUUCCUGUUUUUCUUCCUUUUUUCCUGCACGACAGAACCUCUUACACCCUCUCAAGCUCCUUUACCUGUCUCCUCUUCUUUUCCACUGGUGGAGAAAGAGCAAAUAAACAAACCAACAAACAAUGGCA